AUGCUAUAUGCCUUCUAUUCCUACCCUAUUACACCAGCAUUCAAUCGGUGGGGCAUCUACCUAAACUAUUUGGUACAUUCAUAUAUGUACUCUUAUUAUUUUCUUCGCUCAAUGAAAAUUAAAGUGCCUGGCCCAGUUGCUAAAUUUGUAACUACUAUUCAAAUUUGGCAAUUUAUUAUUUCUGUUGCCAUUCUAAUACAUCUUGGAUGGUUAACUUUUGUAGAAAAUGUUAAAUGCGACUUGGAUAGUAAAGUUUUUGCAUUUGCUGUUAGCAUGGAUGUCAGUUAUUUAAUUUUAUUCAUUAAUUUCUUCCUUCAUGCCUAUGUUUUGAGAGGUGGAAAGACAAAAUAUCGAACUGAUAAGGCUAGUAAUGGGUCUGCUAAUGCAAAAAAGGAUGAACAAUCAAAUCCUGUUGGUAUUUUAUACAAAAUUUUUAAAUUGUUGAACAAGUGUUUAGUAAUAGUCAGGAUUUUUAGGGGAUUUACGUUAACAUUUUCGGAUGAAUUAUUUUUAGAUUUAUUUUUGUAA
Molecule: messenger RNA, 528 nt
Organism: Meloidogyne enterolobii
Lineage: Eukaryota; Metazoa; Nematoda; Chromadorea; Rhabditida; Meloidogynidae
Source: the annotation of a GenBank genome assembly